AGCAUCCCCCGCGCGGCGCCGCCACUUCCGGCUGCCCCUCUCCCGUACGAGGAAGCUUCGUGGGGGAAAAAAAAAUCCGCCGGGAAGAACGUCGCUCCGCAACGUCGCUCGGACGUUCGACGGCGACAACCUCCUCCGGAACUUGGCGAGAGAGAGAGCGAGCGAGAGAGAGAGAGAGAGACAAAGACGGUCCCCCGGCGGGAGGAGUGAUUAUUACUGAACGCGCGAGCGGCUCAACUCCGGUCGGGGCAACUUUCCGUCGGCGCGACUGCGGUCGGGGCAACUCCGGUCGGGGCCUCUCCCGUCGAACGCAACUCCUUCGGCGCAACUCCUUCGACGCCUCUCCCGUCGAACGCAACUCCCGUCGAACGCAACUCCUUCGACGCAACUCCUUCGACACCUCUCCCGUCGAACGCAACUCUUUCGACGCAACUCCUUCGGGGCCUCUCCCGUCGAACGCAACUCCUUCGACGCAACUCCCGUCGAACGCAACUCCUUCGACGCAACUCCCGUCGACGCCUCUCCUUCGACGCCUCUCCCGUCGAACGCAACUCCUCCCCUCGCCGGUUUGCCCCCCACACCCCACACCCCACCCCACCCCCCCCCCCCCGCCCGGCGGUGUUGGCGGGCCAAUGCACCGCUACGGGGAGGAGCGGUUCCCCAGGGGCGUCGGUGGGGGGUCGCCCCCCCCCACUGCCGGCAGCCCGCUGGACUCGCGUUUCGCACUGCUGCAGCAGCAGCAGCAGCAAAAGGCGGCGUUCCACUACGCUUCCCCGUCGCGGCAUCCCUAUCGGGAUGCCGCGACGGCCGCCCCGUUGAAGCCGCCGCCGCCGCCGCCGCCCCCUCUCUCCUCCUCCGCCCCGGCCGCCCCGGCCGCCGCGGCGGCCGUGAACACGUCCAACGCCUCCGAGGUGCUCACGGCGUUCGGGCUCUCGCCCGACGACCUCACGGAGCUGAGCCGCUACCCGUCGGAGCAGCUGACGCCCGAGAACCUGCCGCGCCUGCUGGGGGAGGUCUACGUGCGCAGGCGGCAGCAGCAGCAGCAGCAGCAGCUGCAGCAGCAGCAGCAACAGCAGCAGCAGCAGCAGCAACAGCAGCAGCAGCGCGCCGUCGCCACCGGGCGCCCUGCGGCGGCCGCCCGGACCGAAGGGGCGCCGUCGCUCCGGCCGCCUUCGGCGUUCACGGCGGCCGAGGCGCUGCCGCGGCGGGCGCAGGCGGGCGAUGUCCAGGCGGGGCAGUUGGCGCUGCACGUGGUGGACUACGGGCACGGGCGCGGGAGCGGCCCGGGGGAGCGGGCGACGCCCCCGUUGCGGCAUUUGCCCGUGCGGCCGCCCCCCCCUUGCCCGCAGCCCCGCCCGCCGUAUUCCGGCGACGUCAUCGACGGCGGAGGGUACAGGGAGACGCGCGAGGCCGAGUGGCUUCGGGAGCAGCAGCGGGAGCAGCAGCGGGAGCAGCAGCGGGAGCAGCAGCGGGAGCAGCGGGAGCGGCGGCCGCAGCUGGAGCGGCGGGCGCUGCCGCCGCCGCCAUACCCUGUCCGCCUGGACGUCGGCGACGCGUCGGCGGGCUGGCGCGGGCCUGCGCGGGACGGCUACGCCGGAGCCUACGCGGAGAGGGUCGAGUUCAAGCGUCCGCCGUUGCCGUCGCCAUCGCCGUCGCCGCCGCCGCAGCAAAGCGGCGAGGGAGGCGGCAGCGGCGGCAGAAGCGGCAGAGGCGGCGAGGGUAGCGGCGGCAGAAGCGGCGGCGGCGGCAGUAAAAGCGAAGAGGGCGGCGGCCGGAGCGGCGAGGGUCGUGGCAGAAGCGGCGAGGGUAGCGGCAAAAGCGGCGAGCGCAGCGGCAACAGCGGCGAGGGUCGUGGCAGAAGCGGUGAGCGUAGCGGCAAAAGCGGCGAACGUAGUGGUAAAAGCGGCGAGGGUAGCGGCAGAACCGGCGAGGGUAGCGGCAAAAGCGGUGAGGGUCGCGGCAGAAGCGGCGAGGGUAGCGGCAAAAGCGGCGAGGGUAGCGGCAAAAGCGGCGAGGGUCGUGGCAGAAGCGGUGAGCGUAGCGGCAAAAGCGGCGAACGUAGCGGCAAAAGCGGCGAGCGUAGCGGCAAAAGCGGCGAGGGUAGCGGCAAAAGCGGCGAGCGCAGCGGCAAAAGCGGCGCGCGUAGCGGCAAAAGCGGUGAGCGUAGCGGCAAAAGCGGCGAGGGUAGCGGCAGAACCGGCGAGGGUAGGGGCAAAAGCGGUGAGCGUAGUGGCAAAAGCGGUGAGGGUAGCGGCAAAAGCGGUGAGCGUAGCGGCAAAAGCGGCGAGGGUAGCGGCAGAAGCGGGGGCAAGAACGGCGAGGGUAGCGGCAGAAGCGGCGAGGGUAGCGGCAGAAGCGGCGGCAGAAGCCAGGGCGGCGUGGCGAAGCUGGCGCCGCCCGGCUUCGCGAGCCGCCUUGCCCAGGAGCCGCCCCACAGCUUCCUGCUGCGCGACAGGGCGCUCAAGAAGGAGCUGGAGAACUUCUACGGCCGCUACGUUUCCAACGAGCCCCUCCACUGCCACCUGUGCUUCAUGCGCUCCACCGGGCUUAAGACUUGGGAGAGCCACGUGAAUGGACGCAGGCAUGAGCUGCGCUGUGAGCUCUUUAAGGAGCGAUUUUUCAAGAAUGGAGAAUAUAAAGGCCUCACUUCCCCCGUAGCUUCUCCCGCACCACCUCCAGCAGCAGCAGCGGCGGCGGCUGCGGCUGCGGCCGCCCCCAUCGUCGCGUCACGAGCAGCUCCCCCAGCGGGGACGACGCACGGCGUUGCCUCGGACCCGGCUGGCGGUGGUGGCGGUGGUGGUGGUGGCGGUGGUGGUGGUGGUGGUGGCGGUGGUGGUGGUGGUGGUGGUGGCGGUGGCGGUGGUGGUGGCGGUGCAUCGGCCGCUGUGACUGACGAGACGUCGGAGCCUAGGGCAGCUGCGGCGACAGCUGGGGCGACAGCUGGGACGACAGCUGGGGCGACAGCUGCGGCUACAGCUGCGGCGACAGCUGGGGCGACAGCUGGGGCGACAGCUGGGGCGACAGCUGGGGCCACAGCUGGGGCCACAGCUGGGGCCACAGCUGGGGCGACAGCUGGGGCGACAGCUGUGGUUGCUGCACCUUCGCCGCAGCAACCACAGCCAGCCGGGCUGAGAAAGCGGUCUAGAGUUGUGUGCUUGUCCCAGCUGCCGUGCGAGGAGUCUUACAAGACGAUGGACGUGGUGCAUCUCGCCUUUCCCUUCGGCAAGGUCACCAAGUUUGUCGUCACCAGGAGGAGGCGCCAGGUGCCAGAGGACACACAGGCACACGGACACACGGCUACACGGACAUAGACACACAGACACAGACACACAG
Molecule: messenger RNA, 3333 nt
Organism: Petromyzon marinus (sea lamprey)
Lineage: Eukaryota; Metazoa; Chordata; Hyperoartia; Petromyzontiformes; Petromyzontidae
Source: RefSeq, a predicted model, not a curated record